Molecule: messenger RNA, 281 nt
Organism: Symbiodinium sp. CCMP2456
Lineage: Eukaryota; Dinophyceae; Suessiales; Symbiodiniaceae
Source: the annotation of a GenBank genome assembly
GUGUCCCAGUCCCGUGUGGCAGCUCCAUUGGCCCUCGGCCUAGGUGAGCCGCUGGCGAAGCGCCAUGCCGGAGUGUCUGUCUUGGGCUGCGCCAUUGCUAUGGUGGCAGUUGGCGGCUGUGCUCAGGGUAUCGGCCAGCUCUUCGCCGCUCUGGUUGUUGGCAUGGCACGCAACCCUUCGAUGAAGGAGGAUCUGUUCACCUACACCCUAAUUGGGAUGGGCUUCCUGGAGUUCUUGGCGAUUGUUGUGAUCCUCAUCGCGGGCCUGCUCUUGUACUCGGA